AAAAAUAAUUGAAAAUGAUGAAAAUGAUUAACUAGGUCUAGAAGACAAAUAGAAAUCAGAAAAAAUUCAGAAUACACAUUUAAUGUCUUUCUCAAGGGAACAAAACCUUAGCUACCUAAAGAAAUAAGGAAAGUAAAUUAAUGUCAUCUAAUUUUCAUAAGUGGAAACAGACUGCAUUUAAUCAUACACAUGUAUACCCACUGUGUAUUUCUUCACGGAGAGACUCAGAGUGGACAACAGAAACUCUGUCCCAGUGAUGUGUAAUAUAAUGAGAGUCACAAGUGCAGAAUGAUGAAUUCUGGGAUACUUCAGUCCUUCCUCAUUCAUGCGGUUUCAGAGCAGCAUGCACAAUCCUAAAAAGCCAGAUGUAACCAGAAGAUUCAUAAUCUCAGAUUAAUACACAUUGAAGGAGAAUAUGUUGACAUACGGCGGUUGUUUACUGGGAAUGUGUGCGAUGGUGUUUGUGUUCAUCAGAACCGGAUCAAGCACAGAGCAGAUGAACCUGGCAGCUUUGCUUCGUAGUCUCUCUUCAGGAUAUAUUAAAGACUUUCAAGCUCAAGAAGAAAGCAACAAAUUGCAUGAAAACAUAAAAGUUGGUGCUUUAGGGCCCAAGGUGCUCACUAAAGAUGGAAGCAUCAAGGGUCUGAUGGUGGAUGAGUGUUAUAUUUUUUACGGGAUACCAUUUGCUGAUCCACCUGUGGCUACGUACCGCUGGAAACCUCCCCGCAGGGUCACCCCGUGGCAAGGGGUGUAUGACGGCACCUAUCCCAGAGCAGCUUGCAUGCAGGCCUGCGCUGGACCUCUUUCGGAUGAAUGCCCCAAGAAGGUAAGUGAGGAUUGUUUGUACCUGAACGUUUUCGUUCCACUGAGCGUAAACUUCACAGCUCCACUUCACAAACUUCUACCUGUCAUGGUUUGGAUCCACGGUGGGGACUUCAUCGCAGGCUCGGCCUUCAAACCACUUUAUGACUCACGAUACAUCAGUAACUUCACACAAACCGUGGUUGUGAGCGUGGCCUACCGUCUGGGGGCUUUUGGGUUUCUGGUAUCGGGGAAAGACCCAAAAACAUCAGCAGUUGGGAAUUAUGGGAUUUUGGAUCAGCAGGGAGCUUUGCUCUGGGUCCAGCAGAACAUUCCUGCGUUUGGGGGCGACCCAAACAGGGUGACGAUUUUUGGAGAAAGCGCCGGAGCGCAGUCAGUCAGUCUCCAUCUUAUGAUUCAAAGCAGUAAGCCGCUCUUCAAACAGGCUGUACUCCAGAGCUUACCGUUCUCUAUUCCCCUUAAAACACGGCAUGAGUCUCUGAGGUUAGGAAGGAACUUUGCUAAGAUGUCCAACUGUUCAUUGACGGACAUCACGUGUCUGCUGUCUCUGAGCCCUCAGGCGGUUCUGACUGCACAGAUCAAAUCCAGCUCAAAGGUUGUGAACCCGUUUCGCUUUCUGGAGUCGUUUGAAAUCUGGGGGCCAUUUAUCGAUGGAGAACUGAUCCAGGAGCAGUCAGUGACGGCCUUUCAGAAGGGACACUGGCAGAAGGAGAAACCAGUGCUGCUCGGGACCACUUCAGAGGAAGGUGUCAUCUUUGUGUAUGGGGUCUUUACUAAGUCUGUGUCGCCGGUUGAGUGCACUAUCUACACAACAGCCAUAUUUAAACAGCAUGCCAUCAAAAUCCUGCACAAAUAUUUUCCUCUCUACAAAGACACAGACCGCAGGGACAUGUUAGCACAGAUUGUUACUGAUUACAUCUUCCUGUGCCCGUCCCGAAGAUCCGCCCGUGCUGGAGUUCUGUCCGGAAGUUCAGUGUGGAUGUAUGUGUUCGAUCACAUCGCCAGUGACCCUCGAGUGUGGUCGGGUCUGACGUUUUGUUACCGACACGCGUGUCACGGUGCUGAACUGCCCUUUCUGUUUGACUCCGCCCCCGUGGCAAAUUUCACUCUUACUCAACCCGAACAUCUGUUGUCCAAUCGCAUGCUGUGCUACUGGGGUGCUUUUGCCCAUGGGGGUGACCCCGGGUCACAUACUGACAUGAGCCCGUUCUGUCAGCAGCAACGCCUGCCAUCAUGGCCGCGCUAUGAAAACAACAGCGGUUGGCUUGUAAUGAAUCUCACGGUGCAUUCACACGCACAAACCGGAUCACGCAAUGACAUCUGCGAUUUCUGGGACAAACUUGGGAUCUAUCCAUAGGAACACAAAAUCACUAAUGAAAUCUCAGCCAAUGUGAUCCAGCCUGUGAAAACUCAGCUUACGUCUUUUUCAUGAUUGAAUGUUUUCUAUAAAUUUAUCCUGUAUAAUGUAAAGAAUGUAUAAUCUAACGCUCCCAAUCUACAAGGGGUUAAUUUCAUUCGUCACGCAGAAUAAUGCGAUUCUUUAUCAACGCAAGAGCUGCAGAAGAUCAGCCGCACCUGUCUAGCAUUUAAAUGAAGACGUUUGCACACCACAGUGAUCUUUGCAGGCCACACGCAGGUUUUAAAUCAUGAUGCGUCACUCUUCAGACACGCCUCCUUCAUCUCCUGUGUGAUUCCACAUGAAUGAAUGAAGAAGAGCCGAAUGAAAUCGAUUAGUUUAUGUGUCAUCAAGCUUCAACUAUAUCUGCAGCAGUGGACAAACAAAUACUGUAUGUGCAUGCACUUGCAAGAUCAUUUGUGUGUAAGUGGCCAAUUAAAAACAGAUGACACCAGCAGACACAUCGAACCACAGUACCAUGCUGCUCACCAGUGUAUGUUGCCAUGCAGAUAUGCUCGUGUCCAGAGAGAGUUCAUCCCAAGUAUCUAUCAUCAAUACCUUGACGCAUUAUCACAAAUGCAGAAACCAAUAAGAUGAAAUGAAAUGAGGUCAGCGUCAGGACAAAAUAAUCGGGCACUGUGUAUGAAGACAGUCUGGUUAAUUUCAUCUGGUCUCUGUGUAUAAAUGAUGAUGACCCUGAAGCGAAGAUAUCAGGCAGUAAAUGCAACAUCUCCAUCAGGAACCUCUGGGCGGUUACUGCUGAUCUCUGACACUUUGAUUUGUCUCUGAUUUCAUCAUUGCCUACAGUCACAGUCCUCUUCGAUUUCAAUAAGAUGUAAACGGAGCAAGACAGAAAGAGAACAGCAGAAGUGAAGACAGCAAAUGUUUGCCUCAGAUGAUCACAAGCACAUAUAAAUACAUACACAUACUGUAAUAGAUUGUAAGAUUAAACCGAGCAAAUCCCCAAACGUAUUAG
Molecule: messenger RNA, 3194 nt
Organism: Misgurnus anguillicaudatus (oriental weatherfish)
Lineage: Eukaryota; Metazoa; Chordata; Actinopteri; Cypriniformes; Cobitidae
Product: crystal protein
Molecular function (GO): cholinesterase activity
Source: RefSeq, a predicted model, not a curated record